Phragmites australis (common reed) is the source of this 1253-nucleotide messenger RNA. RefSeq lists its product as uncharacterized. The record is from RefSeq and is a predicted model, not a curated record. The coding region runs from base 146 to 1048 and encodes 300 amino acids. Lineage: Eukaryota; Viridiplantae; Streptophyta; Magnoliopsida; Poales; Poaceae. The transcript has a single exon.
ACGAUCCGAUCGCUGCCAACUGGGCCACACCCUUCGUCUUCCCCCCUCAGAUCCACCGCCCCCCGGAAAACCAAACACGGAAACAGCCACCUGCGGCGGCCACGACAAGCGGCGCGGCUCCCGUCGAGGUCGCACCCACCCACCCAUGCCGGGUCUCGUCGCCUACUCGGUCGCCGGGCUGGGCCUCCUCGCCCUCGCCGCGCUCGAGUCCCUGCCCCUCCGCGUCCCGCCGCUCCCGCUCCUCCCUCGCCGCCACUCCACGCCGCUGCACCUCCGUCACCUCCUCGCCGCGGUCCUCUCCGCGCUCUGCCUCCUCUCCGCGCUGCUCUCCGCGCACCACCUCUCCCUCCCCACGCUCGCCGCCUCCGCGCUCUUCCUCCUCUACUCCCUUGCGCCCUUCGCGCCGCUCGCCGCGCCGCUGCCCCUCCCCCUCCUCGACCUCCUCCUCGCCGCGGCGUUCGCGCAGGAGUUGCUCCUCUUCGCGCACCGCCGCCCCUCCACCGCCGCAGGCAUCGAGAACCGGUACUUCGACCUGCUCCUCGUCCCCAUCACGCUCUGCCUCGGCGCCACCCUGCUCGCUGCGCACCGGCCGGGAGAGACCACGCCCCGCCUCGCCCGCGCGGCGGGGCUGGCGCUGCAGGGCACGUGGAUGGUGCAGAUGGGGUUUUCCUUCUUCACAAGCGCCGUAGCGCACGGCUGCGCGCUCCACGCGGCCAGCCGCGCCGACUACACCAUCAAGUGCCGCACCCACGAGGACUACCACCGCGCGCGAUCCGUCGCCACACUGCAGUUCAACGGCCACCUCGCGCUGCUUGUGAUCGCCGGCGCGGCCGCGUACGCGGCCGUCCUCUCCAGGACGAGCCGGCCGCCGAUCGGGUACAGGUUGCUGGGCAAAGAGGUGCAGAUGGAGGGGAUGCCGAUGAUGUCGCGGUUCACACUGGAUUCGGAUGAGGAAAAAGAAGAGGAAAGGAUCACCACCGCAGCAGCACCGGUGACCAACGGGGUGGAGUCCCAUGACGAGAUCCCGCUGCACGCUACUGGUUCCUAAGUGACGGAAUCGGAAUUGGAGCGCAUCUGCUGUAUAUUAUCCCAGUGGUGGAGGACAUUGACAGAUCUGCAAAACGUUGCGGUAUCAUGUUUGUGUGUUUCUGUACUGCAUUUCAAUACGGUGUUCACUUUAACAUCUGUACAAUAUUGUAAUCUAUUGGGUUCUGAUAUAUCUUUGAGAAAUAAAGUUAACCCAUGUUCCACUA